UUCUUUUCAGUGAAUUUCCGUGUUUUCCUUUUUCGUCAAUAUUCCUGCUCUUUCGAUAAAAAUACAAAUGCCGCGUUGUUUAAUUAAAUCUCUGGCACGAUAUAGUCGGACCAACAGACACGAAGAAGCCUCGAAUUCAACCUUUUGGGUUCCACCAUCAGCGGUCUCAAGAAGAAAAAAAGUCCCAAAGGAAAAUUUUACAAAAUCAAUCAAUUUAUGGAAUUGUCCGAAGCUGUCAAUUGUCACUCGAUAUGGCUUUAAAGACAAUGGCAACAUGCUCUGGAAUACAGAAGUUCCCGAGGAAUUAGGAUUAAAUCUGAUAUCUCUUCAAAAAAAUGAUUAUGAAGAUACUUCAAAUUCUGAGGAAUCACAGCAUAAUCCAGAAAUGUCUGGAAGCUGCGUUGAACUUAUUGAAGAGAUAGAACUCCCCUCUAUUUUAGAAUUAAAAAAAUCUGCACCAGAAGUUUCUACAAAUUUGGCUAAUUUUGAAGGUUUCGAAAAAUUGGUUCAUAUUUCCGGAAAUUAUCAUGGCAAUUAUAAUGAAAUUGAAAACGAAAUUGAAGAAUCUUUGCCGGGUUCGUAUUUGUCUCCUGAAAAAAUUGUAGAAAAGACGGAUGAUGAAGUCGACCAGCCAAGCUGGAAACGCAAUAAAGUUUUGCAUUAUUGCCCCUUUUGUAAUAAAAGCUUUGAUCGUCCUUGGGUAUUAAAAGGACAUCUGAGACUUCACACUGGAGAAAGACCUUUUGAGUGUCCCGUUUGCAAUAAAUCUUUUGCUGAUCGAUCGAAUUUGAGAGCUCACCAAAGAACGAGAAAUCAUCAUGAGUGGCAAUGGAAAUGUGGUGUUUGCUUCAAAGCUUUUUCUCAAAGACGAUAUUUGGAACGUCACUGUCCAGAAGCUUGUCGCAAGUAUCGAAUAGCACAGAAAAAAGGUUCGGAUUAAAUAUUUAUGUAAA
Messenger RNA from Belonocnema kinseyi, 953 nucleotides. RefSeq names its product zinc finger and SCAN domain-containing protein 2-like. Lineage: Eukaryota; Metazoa; Arthropoda; Insecta; Hymenoptera; Cynipidae. Bases 68 to 940 code for a protein of 290 amino acids. The transcript has 3 exons. The record is from RefSeq and is a predicted model, not a curated record.